Messenger RNA from Nomia melanderi (Alkali bee), 1109 nucleotides. Its product is annotated as putative phosphatase phospho2. Gene Ontology annotation, molecular function: phosphatase activity. Lineage: Eukaryota; Metazoa; Arthropoda; Insecta; Hymenoptera; Halictidae. The record is from RefSeq and is a predicted model, not a curated record.
UAAAAUAUAAGUUGUGUUCAGACAGCUGUAUCUUCAAAAAUUGCAAGUUUUUAAUCUUAUAUGACGGAAUGUAUCGAUAAGGGUAAGAUAUAAGAUAGAAGAAGCAGUGAAGUAAAUUUAUGUAUAAAUUCAUAGCCAGUAAAAAUGGCCUAUGUAUUUCACACAUACAUAGAGAGAAUACAUAUGCUAUUUAUUAUGAUACUGCAGCGCUUAACCUAAAACAGGCAGUUGCCGGAUAUCUGUCUUCGAGUUCGGUAGUAAUUUCAUUACCUUUCAGACCCGACAAAGUGGAAAUUACGGUUCAAUGCAUGCUUAGAAACUGAGUUAAAAAUGCAUCGAUCCGUGCUCGUCGCAUUCGACUUCGAUCACACGAUUAGUAACGAUAAUACCGAUGUCGUCGUUCGUAAGCUGUUGCCCCCGGAAAAGUUAACAGAUAGCGUAAAGGAAUUGCAUCGUACUAGGGGUUGGAUUUCGUAUAUGGCGAAGAUAUUUGAAUUGUUGCACGGCUGUUCGAUCGAUAGUAAGCAAAUCGAAAAAGCAAUUGUCAAUAUACCACCAGUGCCCGGUGUCGAAACACUUUUAAAAGAGUUACACGCCCAAGGUUGCGAAGUAAUCAUUAUUAGCGAUUCGAAUACUUUAUUUAUUGGACAAUGGUUAAGGAGUAGGAAAUUAGAACACGUCAUCGCUCAUGUGUUUACGAAUCCAGCGAAAGUUGAUGAGAAAGGCGUAUUAAGGAUAGACAUGUACCACGUACAGGACUCCUGCAAAUUGAGCACCGUUAAUUUAUGCAAAGGACAAAUCUUAGAGAGCUAUAUUAAGAAACGAAAAAGCGAAGGUGUACAUUUCGAUCGAGUGGUUUACGUUGGUGACGGGAAAAACGAUUUGUGCCCAAGUUUACGACUCAGCGAGCGUGACUUGGUCUUUCCGCGAAAAGAUUACAUGCUUAUUAAGAUACUGAACGGAACCGAAAAAAUGGAUAUCCCGAAAAUGAAAGCUCGAGUAUUUCCUUGGAGCGAUGGUACGGACAUUCUGAAGACACUAGAGGAAGAAGUAUUUCAAAAUUCCUUAUAAUUUCAAAUGACAAUGAAAGUACAAGAAUUUAUUAAAAA